AACUUCUGGCAUAUUAAGGAGACCGCUAUCCAAAUCCUCAAGCUGGACGUCACCAGCGAGGAAGACGUGCAGCAGGCGAAGAGGACGGUCCAGGAGAACCUGCCAGAGAAAGGUCUGUGGGCAGUUGUAAACAACGCUGGGAUCACGGACUGGGCCGAGAUCGAGUGGAGCACUUUUGAAGAUUUCCGCAACAUGAUCGACGUCAACCUGUUUGGCAGCAUCCGGACGUCCAUCGCGUUUCUGCCUUUGGUUCGUGCCGCUGAAGGUCGGAUGGUGUAUGUGUCGAGCAUCUUCGCCUUCUUCAACUGCCUGAACAUGGGGGCUUACAGCGUGUCGAAGAGGGGCCUGGAGGCGUUCGCGGACUGCUUGAGAGUGGAAAUGGCCAGUUUUGGUGUGAAGGUCGGCAUCAUCCAGCCGGGCAACUUUGGCCAAGCCACCAACAUCUUGAGGAUGAAGUCGGGCCUGGAUAUCUGGGAGAAACUGGACGAGGAGCGCAAGCAGAUCUUCAACCGCCAUUACCUCGAGCUGGCCAGCGAGUACUUCAUGUUGACGUGCAAGGCGGGGUUCAAGGACACCACGAUGGUGAUCGACGCCAUGCUGCACGCGGUCACGUCCCCUCAGCCCAAAUUCAGAUACCUGCUGGUGUCCGUGCUGGACCGCUUCUUCUUCCGGCUCUUCCCGUUCAUGCCCACUAUCCUCACCGACGCUGUGUUUUCCCUCAGCCACAUGUACGGGAAAAGAAAAGAAUUGCUAUAUGCUAAGUAGGGAGAACACGAGUUGCCUCCAUCCGAGGAGGUUAGGUCUCCGGGCGUUUGUUUAUUUCUCGGUUGGUUGUUUGCAGAAAAACUACUCAAACCGAUUUCCAUGAAACUUGGUAUCCGGACAAAGGGGCCGAUUCAGGAGGGUUUUUUUUCUUUUUUUUUUAUCUCAAUGAAAAGUAUCAGGCAUACUUAUGCGCCCUAUAUCUAUGACUGUGUGCAAUUUGGUGUGGCUUGAUUGAAUUGAAGGGGGAAUAGUGUUGGGGUGGGGCAAUUGCAGUUAUCAGUGAUGUAUACUGUCUUUGUUUAAAUGUGUUUCUUAUGAAUCGCUCUUCUGUCUUCCUUAUGAUGUAUUCAUGCAUGGUUUUUUUUUUAAUCCAUACACACACACAAGCACACAUGAUUUGUGAAGGCAAAAUUAAGUCAUAAAGUUAUUAGUUCAUUGGUGACCAAACUUUGCUUUUGCUCUGGAUCCAGACAAAGGGGUGAAUGCAGGGAUUUUUUUGUCACUUUCUUUUACAUUGUGCGACAGAGCUUUAAAAGAAUUUUUGCUGAAAACAAUGCACGGAUUUUGAUGGAAACAAAGCAGUCGUGUUUGAAGCUCAUAUAGAUUGAAAAAUAAUUCAUAAAUAAAUUAAAAUUAACAUUAUUGCGAUGCAAAAAAAAGUCAACGUCGCCUGAUGAAGCUGUAGUGUAGGCAUCGUUCACUCUGUUCUGUCCGUCUGAUAUUUUCCUAAUUCUCUACGUUCUUUAUAUACAUAUUUCUAUUCUUGGUUGGAGCAAAUGUAAAAAAAACAUAAAUUCAUAAUUUCAUUAGAUCAAUAAACUAUUUCUGACCCUGAUUCUCAGAACAACAUCGAAUCAAAUCCCGUUCUCUUCUCCUUUCUCCUGUCCUGCUCCCCAAAGUCUCUUGUUUAUGAUGUUAUGGAUAAAACAUAUUGAAAUUGAAACAUUUAUUUCAUACACAGACUUGAUUGUUCUUUUGAUCCCACCAGCCAAUAUACUAUUCCACCAAGUAAACCAUUAAUGCACUGUUGUAGCCCAUAGGGAUAUUAAUGCUCAUUAUCCCAUAUGGGCUGACGGACACGCAACCGGGGAAAGCUACUUUCCAACAGAGAGGAUCCAGACCGUUUCUCCGGCAGAGGGAAUUAAAAUGAGCUCUCAGAAUUCGUCUGGCUAGGUCACUGUGCUGUGCAGCUUUAAUAUUGAAAUUGCAGUACCGGGUAUCGCUUUUCUGAUGCUCAAGUUGUAAGGACACGGUGGUUUUGCAUUGGUAUUCCUCAGUGGUAAUCCUCACAAACAGGGACUUCCACAGCGGCAUUGCCGAUCGAUUUGUGCAUGUGACCUUGUGUUUUUGAGCAAAAUAUUAGCUUAUUUAUUCUACUUUCAUUGCACAGUCUUGAAAGUCGGGCAGCUGACAGGCCAGGGUUUUCUGGAGUAGAGACAGCAAGCAGCGUGUUAC
Molecule: messenger RNA, 2220 nt
Organism: Scophthalmus maximus (turbot)
Lineage: Eukaryota; Metazoa; Chordata; Actinopteri; Pleuronectiformes; Scophthalmidae
Product: D-beta-hydroxybutyrate dehydrogenase, mitochondrial-like
Exons: 4
Molecular function (GO): oxidoreductase activity
Source: RefSeq, a predicted model, not a curated record